Molecule: messenger RNA, 485 nt
Organism: Clunio marinus
Lineage: Eukaryota; Metazoa; Arthropoda; Insecta; Diptera; Chironomidae
Source: the annotation of a GenBank genome assembly
UGUAGGUUAACCUCGGGUGGAGGACUAUUAAUUUCAUCAGCGUUUGUUUAUUAUCAUUCCUUAAAUAAAGCCAAGAUUAAUAGGUAUGGAAUGUCUGCAAUAUCUUUAGUUUUGGGAAUUAUUGGAGGAGCUAGAUUAUUAAACAUGUACCCAUUUAAUAAAAAGUAAAAUAUUUCUUUACAAGCAGUUGCUUAUUUUUAAGAGAAUAUUGACGAAAAUUUUUAUGAGUUAUCAAAGAUUGUUUUUCACUUCUUUAAAUGCUGUAACUUAGAAAUCAACGAUAAAAAUAUAUAUUAGACUCCAUUCAAGUAUUUAUUCACUCAUGUCCUUAAGCAUUUGUUGCAUUUUCUUUUCAAAUAUUUUCUUACUGUCGACAAAUCCUAAUUUUGUUUUCCCAAAUGAGUUUGGACCUAAAAUAAGCACCGACAUUAAUUAAGUAAGAAUAAAACUCUCAAUUUCCUAUAAAGUAGAAAUAGGUACCUGAA